CAAUAUUUUCUGCUCUGAAGAAUCUCCAGGAAAAGAUGAAUCUGCUGGAGUUGGAACGGCUUCAGGCGGAGGAGAAUGUAAAACACCUCAGCAGGGAAACAGCAGAUUAUAAAAAAGUACUAAGUGAACAAAUGCAACACAAAGAGCAUGACAAGACUGAAGUGUCAAAGAAAAAUCAAGAACUGGCUUCUCAGCUGGCAGCUGCUGAGUCUCGGUGCAGGCUUUUAGAGAAACAACUGGACUACAUGAGAAAAAUGAUCCAGCAGGCAGAAAAUGAGAAGUCCCAUCUCUUGGAGAAACAGGGUUCGUUGGAGAGAGAUCGACUUCUUGAUCAAUCACAUGUUCAGUCUAAAUUGGAAAAGCUGGAUAUGCUGGAAAAAGAGUACAGCAGGCUUACGACAAUGCAGUCCAUAGCAGAGAAAAAAAUGAAAGACCUGGAACAGAAGCUUCAGGAGGAAGAACAUGCAAGGAAGCUUGUUCAGGAAAAAGCAGCUGAGCUUCAGACAGGCCUGGAAACCAACAGACUGCUGAUUCAAGCAGCAUCACCAUUGCUUUCUCCAAAAGCAAGAAAACCCAGGAAGAAAACUAAACAGCCAGAUAAGAAACGCUCUCUCACAAACCAGCUCACUACGCAGCCCCAUUACAGACUGUCUCUGGGUGAUGUACCCUUUGUAGCUGGGAAGUCUACCAGUCCCAGUCAUUCAGUUGGUGCCAAUGUACAACAUGUCCUACACCUGAUGAAACAACACACAAAAGCUUUGUGUAACAGUCGUGUGGUUAGUGAUACUCCACUAGCAAAACCCGUCAGCACUGGUCAUCCUGCCAGCAAAAGCAGAAAGUCAUCUCUGCCAAAGGAAUCUUCUUCAUCGCAGGAAGAGCUCUCAGAAGUGCUGCUGACCUUACAAGAUGAAUUUGGGCAGAUGAGUUUUGAUCACCAGCAGCUGUCAAAGCUUGUCCAGGAAGCCCCAACCAUUGCAGUGAGGGAAGAUCUGGAGCGGGAACUUGAGGCACUGGUUAGAAAGAUGGAAGCAAAGGCAGACCAGAUCAGCAAAGUCCGAAGGCACCGGUUGCAG
Messenger RNA from Pterocles gutturalis (yellow-throated sandgrouse), 1073 nucleotides. It is a transcript of the gene CEP57, whose product is annotated as centrosomal protein 57kDa. Gene Ontology annotation, cellular component: centrosome. Gene Ontology annotation, molecular function: identical protein binding; gamma-tubulin binding; microtubule binding. The annotation marks the transcript as partial. The record is from RefSeq and is a predicted model, not a curated record. NCBI's taxonomy places the organism in Eukaryota, Metazoa, Chordata, Aves, Pterocliformes, Pteroclidae. The transcript has 8 exons.